GGCAGACGCUGCCUCUUCGCUCCGAGUCGACACGCGGUGCCACGCGCUCCCCCGGCCGGACGAAUCGCGCGCCCGCCGGCCUGGCACCUCGUCGCGUGUGCCGUGGUUGCAAAUCAUUUCUCGCAGUCGGAGUCCGGAUGUUGCAUUCUCGCAACUGUAGCCGAAUAUUGCUGAUCAUUUUCGCGUCUCGGUAUUGCGUUUUUACAUUCGCUUGAUGGUUGCACGUAACCCGGAUGUUGCCAAUCCUUCUCGCAACCGUAGUCAAACAUUGUUAAUCACACUCGCGCUUUUUGCUUUUUUUUUUUUUUUGCAUUUGCCAUUUAGCAAGUGACACUUCCUAUUUCCAUUCUUAAAAUAACCUUCUUUUCACUGGAUUAAUAUGCAACUCAUUCCUCGUGAACUGUUAAAGACAAGAAUGUAAAGAAGAUAUUUACUUCGUUCUUAAUAUUCGACGAAAUUUUUUGUGUCAACCUGGACUGAACUUCGAUGUAAAUAAGGUGAAAAGAGAAGACUUCUGCAGCGAAAGGAUUUACUAACGAGAGGAAAUAUAAACAAAGAGAAAAGGUAAAUAGAUAGAUCAGUGAAUGCGUAAAUAGAACUAGACUUCAGAGACUACAAAAAGUAAAGAAAAUAUACAAAGUGAAAGAUAGAUAAAGAGAACCAUAGAAAUAAAAACCUCCAUAGACUUGAAAAAAAGAAAAGAAAAAAAAAGUAAAAAAAAAAAGUGACCUGAAAAUCGUAUGCGCUUUCGAGACACGAACAAGAAUUCUCAAAGGGCGCAGGAAUCACCCUGAAGAAAGCUCCUGUGAGAGGCGCAGCAGCGACAGUGGAGCCACCCAGCACGGGACGAGGUCACGGGAGGUCAUCUCACAGGAGGUCAUGGAAAAUGGCCGCCUGUGUCACCGCAAAAGUCCUUCCGUUGGUCGCUCUCUGCUGCCUCGUCGACGGAGGCUGGGCCAUGAAGUGGGUACGGUUCAGCGUGCCGACGUGGGCAUCUCGAGGUGAAGACGUGAGACUAACGUGCGACUAUGACCUGGAAGGCGAACAGCUGUACUCAGUCAAGUGGUAUAAAGCCGGGAGGGAGUUUUACCGAUAUGUACCCGGUGAUUGGCCCCCGCAGCAGUCCUUCUCUCUUCAUGGUGUUCAGGUUGAUGAGGUGAGAAGCAACCACAAGAUGGUGACGCUCCGGAAGGUCAACCUCGACGCUGACGGAAGGUACAAGUGCGAGGUGCUGACGGAGGCGCCCCUCUUCAAGACGCUCGUCAGGUCCUCCAUCAUGCAUGUCGUUGCUUCCGAGGGUGUCCCACAGGUCACGGGAGGUCAGAGCGAAUACCGCCUCGGGGACACGGUCAACCUCACCUGCACGGCCCCCCGCUCCAUCCCCCCCGCCUCCCUCACCUGGUAUAUCAACAACCAAGAGGCCCCACAAGACUACCUGGUGUCCUACCCUUCCCACGUGGACCACGAAGGGCGCGUCGAGGCCAAGCUGGGUCUCCUGUUCCGGGCCGAGCGCUGGCACUUCGUCGAGGACAACAUGACCCUCAGAUGCUCGGCCUCGAUCCACAGCCUGUACGAAAAGGAGGUCCUCCACAGCGGCAUUGUGGUGGAGCCGUUGGUGCCCGCGCUUCUCGAGGACCAGAUUUCGGCAGGAGCAUCGACCCUUGUGUGUGCAGGAAUCAUUGCCUGCUUUAUUCUGCUGUUCCUCUGAUCUCCACCCGGAGUCUGCUAAUGCCUGCUGUCUGCUCGCCCCGCUUAGUGACGACAAGUUCUGCUUAAUCAAGUUGCUAAGUUUUUCGCCCGUGUUACUAU
Messenger RNA from Penaeus monodon (black tiger shrimp), 1809 nucleotides. RefSeq names its product cell adhesion molecule 2-like. NCBI's taxonomy places the organism in Eukaryota, Metazoa, Arthropoda, Malacostraca, Decapoda, Penaeidae. Bases 887 to 1708 code for a protein of 273 amino acids. The transcript has 7 exons. The record is from RefSeq and is a predicted model, not a curated record.